This is a messenger RNA of Parasteatoda tepidariorum (common house spider), 2491 nucleotides long. NCBI's taxonomy places the organism in Eukaryota, Metazoa, Arthropoda, Arachnida, Araneae, Theridiidae. The record is from RefSeq and is a predicted model, not a curated record.
ACUCCUAUUUUCUGGGGGUGAUUAAUCAAAGUUUAAUAAAUUUUAAUUUAUUGUUGCUUUGAAUUUGAAGAUGAUUUCGGUAUCAGUACCUGCACUAAAAUUGUGGCGUAACUACCACUAUAAAUAUUGAAUACCAAUUCACUAGUAUAUAAGGCAUGUUAACUUGAUUUUAUCAUGAGGUACUUUUUGAUAGAUAAAGGUUGACAUAGUCGAUUUAUAAUUCCCCUCAAAAUAAUCAUGUUUUGCUGAGAUCUGGUCUAUGGCUCAUUGGAAACUAAUUUAAAACAUCAAGGAAGGAUAUCAACUCAAAUUGUAUUAUUUGUGGUAACCACCCAGACAAAUAUCUUUAAAUUUUAUAAAAAUAUUUUAAAAUAAUUUUGGCUAUUGCAGUUGCCCCAAAUAGAUACCAAUAAAGAAAUAUUUUUUGCAUUUGAUAAGCAUGUUAUUAUUGCUCUAUAUCAGGGAUGUUCAAACUUUGGCACGCCAAAAGGUUUUAUCCGGCCCGCUGAUAGAAUUUUAACUUGCCGAUCCAUGCUGAAGUUGAGUUUGCAAAAUGACUUCCCUUUCUUCCCUGAUGUCUGAGUUGGAUUCUCUAGAAUCUGAGGGAAAACAUCUUGAACUCUCAACAUGUAUAUUAAAUAUCAUGAUGAAAAAUAUUGAUGCUUCUCCGUUGGCUGGGAAAAUUAUAAAAUACUUGGCUUUGCCAUCUCCUCCGUUAAAAAAAGUGAUGUAUUCUUUUUUAACCAGAUAUUCAUCAAAAAUUUCGGAUUUGAAUAUUCUGGCCACCAAUAGUCUAUUAAAAGAUUUUCAAGAUCCAAAUCCAUAUAUGAGAAAGUUGGUAAUCAAAACUGCUUCAUCCAUUGAAUGUUUAUCUGAACUGGCAUUUCAACUGUUGCCUAAAGCCUUAGAAGACCCAAGUGCUUAUGUGCGUUCUACUGCCGCCACUUCAAGUUCAUUAAUUAUAAAUGAAAGUAAUAUUGAUGCCAAUCAAGACAUCAUAAACAAGCUUUACGAGAUGAUAAGAGAUCCUGACCCCUCCGUUAUAUGUAGCUGUCUUUCUGCAUUGGAAGAGAUUUUGCAAUUUGAUGGUGGAAUAGUGGUGAAUUCUAAAAUGAUUGCUUACCUGGUUUCCAGAAUUUCGGAAUUCCAAGAAUGGAAUUUUGCAGUUUUAUACAUGGUUCUCAAAAAGUACACUCCAAAAAACUCUGAGGAACUCAUAAGUUUUCUCAAUGCACUCGAUGAGAAGUUACUAAACUCAAACCCAGCUGUUUUUUCUUUGGCUGCUGAUGUUGCCAUCUGUUAUAUAAAUCAUUUGCAAAAAAAUUUCUCCAGGGAUAUUUUAUCGCAGAUUUUUCCUCAGUUGAAGUUCUUGUUGAUUUCCUCCACCAACGAACUGCUUUUUGCAUUGUUGGAGAUUGUAGAGUCAUUUCUACCAGAGUACAAAGAUGUCUUCUUUCCCAGUAAAGAUCUCUUAAUAUGCAAAUUCAGUGACUCGGCUGUUAUCAAGGUGAAGAAACUAAAAAUUUUGGUUCAUUUUGUCGAUUGUAACAAUGCAUCUGAAAUGGCAGAAGAGUUCCUGCUGUAUUGUUGCGACAUUGAAAAAGAUGUCUCGCAUCAAGCCAUACAAAGCUAUAUAUCAAUUCUUAAGUUAUAUCCCGUUGAGAAUUAUAAAGACUUUGUAAGUUUGAUUGAUUUGACAUAUAACAAUCUCAAUGAGGACAUUUUAAAUUCUCUAUCAGAAUUAGAUUUCAGUAAAUUAACUGUAUUAAAAGACUUAGCAUUAGAGGCUAUUUCACAACAAUCCCAAAGAUUGAGUAAUAAGAGCGGGAAACUUUCUUUGCUAAAACUUAUUGGAAAUUAUGGCAAGGAAAUGAAAAAUUCUCCCUAUAUUAUUGAACAAUUUGUGAAUACUGAGCAAGAUUUUGAAGAUGAAAUCUUUUUAAGCAAUCUUUUAUCCACAACAGUUAAACUUUUUCUUGUACGACCAGAAGAAAUGUAUUUAAUAUUAGGGCAUGUGUUACAGUUAGCUGAAAAGUCUCCCUGUAUUAUGCUCAGGAAACAAGCAUCUAUAUAUUAUUUUUUGUUGAAACAUCAGGAACAAGCUAAAAUUAUACUUGUUGAUAACGCAAACAAAUCUAGUAUAACGAAUUCUGAAAAAAAAUUACCUAUCAGUUCUUAGAAACUCGUAAGGAGUUUCUUAUGUAUCUAUUUAGUUAUAAGGCAUGUGUUAUAUUCAGAAAACAAGGAGCGAUAUAUUAUUUUUUGAUGAAAUAUCAGGAACAACCUAAAGUCAUACUUAUUGAUUAUACAAACAAAUCUGGUAUUAUGAAUUCAGAAAAAUAAAUUAUUUGUACUUAAAAACUUGUAGGAAGUUUCUAAUGUAUGAAUUUAAUUUUAGACUAUGAAAUGUAUUUAACAAUAGGGACUGUGUUACAGUUAGCUGAAAAAUCUCCCUGUAUUUUCUCAGAAAACAAUCAUCAAUAUAAUUUUU